Messenger RNA from Sycon ciliatum, 2653 nucleotides. RefSeq names its product oxalate:formate antiporter-like. The coding region runs from base 494 to 2104 and encodes 536 amino acids. Gene Ontology annotation, molecular function: transmembrane transporter activity. Gene Ontology annotation, biological process: transmembrane transport. The transcript has 15 exons. Lineage: Eukaryota; Metazoa; Porifera; Calcarea; Leucosolenida; Sycettidae. The record is from RefSeq and is a predicted model, not a curated record.
CAGCGUUGAAUCUGAUAAUAAUUUAUGUAGCGACGAGGUUCUCCUCCCACUGUUCCCCAAGUGCUAUUUCAUUGACAUCAGACAACGAAAUGCAAAGAGGAGCUUUAGUUUGGGGUAACGUUUGAUGGUACGAGUCUCUAGAGUUAAGUGGCUUGCCGAACUGGUAGGUUCUUUGUAACGGUCAAUGUAUGUAAGCACAAAUGAUGAGGGAAGAACACCAUUGAGGAUCCGAAACGCUCUGUGAGAUACUGAUAGUGUUACUGGAGAUUGAAUUGAGGGUUGAAAUGAAGAAAGGUGAAUGGACGACACGAGAUGUACGGCAAGGUUUCUCUGCAAUGACUACUGGAUACUAAUGUUAAACAUGCACCAGUAUUAGACUGAAGAUCAACACGUUAGCAGGUCAUCAAAUCAAUACUGUGCUUCUCCAGGCCGUCGGAGUUUCCCUCACUGAUCGAAAUAACGCCAGGCGACCUGGGUGCGGCCAUCUUUCAAGAUGGCACGGUCGUCAGAACUGAUGCGCGUGCGUCCAUGGCUAGUGAUGUUCGGAGGAUUGCUGACUCAUCUCACGUUAGGGAGCUAUUAUACAUUUGGUAAUAUGUCCCCUUACAUCACUUCCUACAUUCGUCUACGCGGAAACCAGCCGGAUGCAACCUUUGGGGCAGCAAUAUGGAUUUACACUGUGCAGAUAAUGGGGAUGUCCGUUGCCAUGAUCUUCGGCGGCUACCUGGGUGAGAAGCUUGGCAGUCGGUGGACAACAAUGAUUGGGUCACUAUUGAUGAGUGCGGGCGUUGCAUUGUCCUACUACACCUGCCAUGACCUCUAUCUCAUGAUGCUGACCUACGGACUGAUGGUUGGUGUCGGAACUGGCAUUGGCUAUACCAAUCCUCUUACCUGUGCAAUGAAGUGGUUACCUAAUCACAGGGGUAUGGCCAGCGGAAUAGUGGUAUCCGGAUUUGGUGCAGGCAGUACCAUCUUCACGCAAGUCCAGACCAUCUUCAUUAACCCAGAAGACAUUCCUGCAAGCCUGCCAAGCACGGAGAGUGACUGCAUACAAACUGAAAAGUAUUUUGAUGACAAAGAUGUUUUGGAUCGUGUCCCACAAGUUUUCCUGGUGCUGGCCGGUGUGUAUGCCGGUAUGCAGAUAAUUGGCUGCCUGCUUAUUGCAGACCCACCCGAGAAUGUGCAGGCCCGCAAACCUGCCACUGAAACAGAAUCAGCUCCGCUGCUCAGUGCCAAGGGUAGUGACACAAUUGUGCUUGAAGAGCAUUAUCAGAUCGAUUUCACACUGUUCAAGUGGCGAUUCAAACUUGGCAAAAUCCAUGAAGCCAGCACCAAAGAAAGUCUCUUCGGCCGCAGCUUGUCAGUAAAGGAAGCCAUCCGAACAUACUUGUUCCCUUUGCUGUGGGUUACGUUUCUCUUCAAUGGCCAAGCAACGGUAUAUUUGGUGAAUUCGUACAAGACGUUUGGCCAAACAUUCAUCAGUAGUGAUCACUUCCUGGCCAACGUGGGCACGGCAUCAUCACCUAUGAAUGCUGUGACGAGGAUCUUUUGGGGUGUGGUGGCAGAUCGCUACUCCUACAAGCCAGCCAUGUUAACACUGGGUAGCAUGUGCACAGUGCUACUCAUCCUCUACUACUUUACAUCAUUUGUCAACCACUAUGCCUACGCCAUCUGCACGCCAGCACUGUUCUUUUGCAUCGGUGGAAAUUAUUCCCUUUGGCCAUUCGUUACAACAAGUACGUUCGGUCCAGCUCAUGCUGCAUUCCUAUACGGACUUCUCUUUUCCUCACAGAUUGUUGGUGGCAUGGUCGCUGCACUGGCACACACUCAACUAACAUGUGCAAUUGGCUAUGGUGGUCUGUUUGCACUCUGCACUGGAUUACAAGUGCUUUCAAUGCUCCUUACAGUUCUGUACCCGGAUCCAGCUCAGCGUGUUCAAACUGAGGUAGAUUUACCAGUAUCACACACUCCUUCAGCAGCAGCAGCAGCAGCAGCAGCAGCAGCAGCAGCAGCAGACGAUCCGACUGUGGAUGGUGCAGAACACUCUGGUACGUUUGCCAGCUCAACGGAGCAACAAGACGCAGUCGAAAGUACGCAUUUCUAACCUGAGGGACAAUGACAUGGGCAUGGUGCCUUGAACCUUGGAUGAUGCAGGGCAUCGCCAUGGUAGCAUGGAGUGUUCGAAAUAUCUAUUUAAAUCAUGAUUAGAUGAAGCAAAUACAUGACUGUGCUUACUAGAUUUCUUUAAUUAUAGCCGUUUUGGAAUACUAUUAUAGGGUGCGGCAGAGCUCUCGGCCAUUGAGAGCGCAGUGUAGUGGUGGAGGUGAUACUCAACAUUUUGGAAUACUAUUUCCCUAGUACAUUUUUUUGGAGUUUUUCUGCACUGUUAUACAGGCUCCCACCUGAGGCACAUACUUUUCCUCAGUUAUGAUUGAUAAUGAAAUCCAGCCAGAUCUUGCCGUCUAGGUACCGUGAUCAUUUUCUUAUCCCGUGCCUCUCACGUUGAUCCCAAAAACUCUGUGCAACGGUUUAAUUUAAAGGUUGCUAGGAAAGUCACUGAAGUAUAAUCUGAAUGUCUUUCCAUACAAUGUGCAUAUUAUUCUAUUGUCUGUUGUUUGAAAGUGGAUUUCCAAAACAGGCUUUAGCCUAACAA